Messenger RNA from Nylanderia fulva, 2259 nucleotides. NCBI's taxonomy places the organism in Eukaryota, Metazoa, Arthropoda, Insecta, Hymenoptera, Formicidae. The record is from RefSeq and is a predicted model, not a curated record.
AUGUAUCGGCAGAUUCGCGUGCACGAGGAUGAUUGGCCGUUACAGAAAAUUCUUUGGCGGGACUCUCUCGACGAAAGGCCUCAAGAAUAUGCAUUGUGUACCGUAACGUACGGCCUCGCGUGUGCUCCAUAUCUCGCGCUACGCUGUUUACGGCAACUCGCUCUCGAUUACGAUUCGACUCGCCCUCACGCUUCCGAAACUCUUCGUCGCGACACAUACGUCGAUGAUAUUUUCUCCGGCGACGAAAGCAUCUCUCAGGCGAAAGAAAAAAUCUCGCAACUAAGAACCACUCUCACGGCGGGCGGCUUUACGCUCCGAAAAUGGAUCGCUAACGACUCAAAUCUGCUCGACGAUAUCCCUGCCUGCGAUCGCGAAACAUCUCCUACGCUCUCGGUCAACGACAGUGCGAUACAUCAUACUCUCGGUGUGCGUUGGGAACGCAAAUCAGACAGUUUCGUGUUUUCUCCGCCGUCGCUCACGAUCUCGAAAAAUCGCGUUACAAAACGCUCAGUGCUAUCGCUUAUCGCACGCAUGUUUGAUCCACUCGGAUGGAUUACGCCUAUCACAGUUACCGCAAAGCUGUUCAUGCAAGAACUGUGGGCCAUACGUCUCGACUGGGACGACGAACUCCCGGAAGAUUUAAAGUCACGAUGGACAAGCUACGUCGCUCAACUCACAUGCAUCUCUCGUCUCGCUAUCUCGCGUUGGUUUGGAACAAGUUCUUCGAAUCUCGCCGUGGAAGUGCACGGUUUCGCGGACGCAUCUCAAAGUGCACUCGCCGCGGUCGUUUAUCUCCGCGUUCUCAGUGACAUCGACGACGCUCAAAUAAAACUCAUUUGCUCAAAGACUAAAGUUGCCCCUCUCAAACGAAUGACUAUACCGCGUCUCGAACUCUCAGCCGCAGUGCUGCUCGUGCGUCAAGUUCUCAAAAUUCGCGAAGUGCUUGAACUACAAACCGCGCCAACCCAUCUCUGGACCGAUUCGACGGUCGCUCUUACGUGGAUCAAAAGUCAUCCAUCCCGGUGGAAAGACUUCGUACGGAAUCGUGUCUCCUUUAUUCAAGAGCUCUCAAAUUCUAGAUGGCAUCACGUCUCCGGGAAGGAGAAUCCCGCUGAUCUAGCAUCACGAGGCGUGACUCCUCAACGUCUUCAACAAAACGAGCUCUGGUGGACCGGUCCUCGUUGGUUACAUACGCAUUCGACAUCUUGGCCGUCUUCAAUUCCGAUUCUCGAGUCUACGGACAACCUCGAAGAACGGCCUCCGCAGUGUACAACUGCAGUGGAACAUCAUGAACAUAAACUUUCGAUGCUCGAUCGAUACUCAUCGCUGACGACCCUCAUCAGAACUACCGCCUGGGUCCAGCGUGCUCUUCAACUCUUUCGGAAAUCUGUCGCAUCACGCUCAUCUCACGAGCCUCUCACCGUCGAAGAGUUAGAAUCAGCGCUAAUGCUGUGGGUUAAACUCACGCAGCAAAUUUACUUCUCCUCCGAAAUCAAAACCUUGAAGAGCCAACGAUCACUCUCAACCUCGAGCUCUCUCUAUCGUCUAACGCCAUUCCUCGACAACGAAGGACUUUUGCGUUUACGCGGACGUUUAUUCCGGUCACAACUAGAUCCAGAAGAAAAACAUCCUCUGAUCUUACCUCGACAAUGUCGAUUAUCCAUUCUCGUGAUGGAUCAUCAUCAUCGAAAGACUCUCCACGGCGGACCUCAGUUAACGUUAUCAUCGAUUCGUCAAAGGUUUUGGAUAAUCGGCGGUCGCGUUCCUAUCCGAGCAUUCAUCCACAAGUGCGUGAUUUGUGCUCGUCAUCGUGCUACUACUGGUCAACAAGCUGUAGGACAGCUUCCAGCAUCACGAGUCGUUCCGCGCCGACCGUUCUUCAACUCUGGCGUCGAUUAUGCCGGGCCACUGACUCUCAAAACUUUUCGCGGACGAGGCUGCAGAACGUACAAGGGAUAUUUCAUCAUUUUCGUUUGUUUCAGUACGUCUGCGAUACAUCUGGAAGUCGCGACUGACUAUUCUACGGACGGCUUUCUGGCGGCGUUCAGGCGAUUUACCGGACGGCGAGGCAUAUGCUCUACUUUGACUAGUGAUUGUGGCACGAAUUUGAUCGGUGCCGACGCAGAACUCAAACGGAUGUUCACGGCAUCUUCUCGCGAGUGGGCUCACAUCGCUAACAUUCUCGCAAAUGACGGAGUGAAGUGGAGUUUUAAUCCACCCUCCGCCCCCCAUUUUGGAGGAAAUGGGAAGCUGGGGUGA